AUGGCUGCUGUCAGUGUGGCUGGACUCAGGCUGCUGCUCUGCUAUGGCUGUGCUGCUCCAGAUGGGGAAAAGGGGUUAAAGACUUUGGUGAAGAAAGCAACUGCAGAUGUGGUAGAAACAGCAAAAGAACUAGAAUUAGAAGUAGAAUCUGAAGAUGUCACUGAAUUACUGAAAUCUCAUAAUCAAACUUUAAUGGAUGAGAAGUUGCUUCCUAUGGAUGAGCAAAGAAUGUGGUUUAUUAAGAUAGAAUCUAUUUCCACUGGAGUUACUGACUGUGGUUAUGGAGACGGUGGAGAUGCAUACUGCACAGCCUGCCCUCCCUGCAGAUAUAAAAGCAGCUGGGGCCACCAUGGAUGUCAGACUUGCAUCACCUGUGCUGUCGUAAAUCGUGUCCAGAGUAACUGUACAGCCACCUCUAACGCUGUCUGUGGAUACUGUCUGCCUAGAUUCUACAAAAAACAACGUAUUGGAGGCCUGCAGGACCAAGAGUGCAUCCCAUGCACAAAGUGGACUGCCACCUCUGAGAUUCAGUGUGCCUUCCAGUUGAGCUUAGUUAAGGAAAAUGUACUCACAGUGCCCCAUCAAGAGGUCACACUUCUUGCACUGGUGGGAAGUCUGUUUGGUGGUAUUUACCUUGGCCUUCCUGGGCUCUUCUUCCUCUAUUGCUAGUGGCUCUUCAACAGACAUUGCCAGCAUGUUGAAGGAGAUUCACUGAAGUUUGAGGCUGACAAGGCUGUGGAGGAGGAUCUCUUCCCCAUGACACGUGGCCAGGAGACCAGUCCUGAGUUUCCACUGAGUGAAAGCAUCUUUGAGACCCAGCUAUUUAACCCCAUCUUGGAUGACAACUGCAACUCAACUCAUGGCUUCCCCACACAGGUGUCGUUUACCAUGGCCUCCUGUGCCUCAGAGAUCCAUUUUCAUUGGGUUCACACUCCCAUCGAAUGCACAGAGCUGGACCUUCAAAAGUUUUCCAGCUCUUCCUCCUAUACUAAAUCUGAAACCUUUGUGGGUAAUGCAGUCAAAAGCUCUGAAAACAGGUUGGAGGAUCUCAGUGUACCCUUUGAAGUACCCAGCCUUUAA
This is a messenger RNA of Manis pentadactyla (Chinese pangolin), 1080 nucleotides long. RefSeq names its product ectodysplasin A2 receptor (gene EDA2R). Gene Ontology annotation, cellular component: plasma membrane. The record is from RefSeq and is a predicted model, not a curated record. Gene Ontology annotation, biological process: positive regulation of JNK cascade; positive regulation of canonical NF-kappaB signal transduction; tumor necrosis factor-mediated signaling pathway. Lineage: Eukaryota; Metazoa; Chordata; Mammalia; Pholidota; Manidae. Gene Ontology annotation, molecular function: protein binding; tumor necrosis factor receptor activity.